AUGGCUAAAGACCUCUCCGAGGAGUUCGGCACCCACGUCGCUAUCAUCACAUUCUCCCCCACCUACGAGCCCAAAGCCUACUGCGCAACCACCGCCGACUUCGUCCUCCGCACCUACCUUCCCGAGUUCCAUAGCUCGCCAUCUCUAGCUUGUGUUGAAAUAGCGGAGGAGGCUGCUGCAAGAGUUGAUGGAAUGAAGCGGGAGGCGGAGGAGACUCCUUUCCUGGCUGAGGCAGAAAGGGUGUGUCAUGCUGCCGCAUGGUCGAAGAUCUUGGUUGCUCAGACGAGCGUAGUGAAACAGAACUGGUGGGAGGUGGACGUGGAAGCUCUCAGGGCAGACGAGUUGUCGGUGUUCGUCAGGGCGUUAGAGGUGCUAAGGACCAAUGUCCAAUGCCACCUCGAUGCAAAGGAAUCAUCCCGAAAAGAUAAGAUGCAUCCUUAA
Setaria italica (foxtail millet) is the source of this 441-nucleotide messenger RNA. RefSeq lists its product as uncharacterized. Lineage: Eukaryota; Viridiplantae; Streptophyta; Magnoliopsida; Poales; Poaceae. The record is from RefSeq and is a predicted model, not a curated record. Bases 1 to 441 code for a protein of 146 amino acids. The transcript has a single exon.